AUAAGUAACUGUUCUUGUCGUAGAUUACAUAGUUUAAUACAAUAUCAAUAAAUGUAUCAAAAAAUGCUUAAGCUGUAAGUCAAAAGUAUAUUAGAAGUACAAGAAAUACUAACUUAUGCAUUCAUUUUGUUGUCUUAUUACGUAGCCUUGACAGCACUAGAUCGCGUAACAAAGUCACGAAUUCAAUACAAAUGUUUUCCUCCUCCAGUGUGCCUCGCUGUUGUGUUGUCUGGCAAUAUUUUAAUUUGCUAUGUGGUAGAAAAUAUUUUUUUAAAUUAAGAAUAAUUUUGUAUUUAUUACAAGCACUUGUUCAUGUAACUGUACAUUCUGUUCCAAUCACAUCCUGGUCAAGUAUCUUCGCAGUGCUAUCGAGAGGCGAAACGUCGAGCGGUUUGUAUGUGACUCUUCAGAAUGGCCAACACUUUUCGAGCAUGGCUACUGCUCAUUGCGGUAGGGAGCUUCACAUUUGUUUCUUCGGCCCCUGCCGCCAUAUCCACUACAAAAACGAAGAGUAACGUCGAUAAAUGUAAGCCACUAGUUAUAGCUCACAGAGGAGCGAGCGGCUACGUACCCGAACAUACGCUGGGGGCAUACGCUCUUGCCAUUACAAUGGGAGCUGAUUACGUGGAGCCUGAUCUUGUAAUGACUCGAGAUGGACACUUGGUUGCGCGACACGAUAACGAACUUGGACUAACAACGGAUGUUGCCAUGCGCCCUGAAUUUGCCGAUCGCUUUAAAACAAAAACAAUCGACGGCCACGAAAUGUCAGGCUGGUUCACCGAAGACUUCACUCUUGCCGAGAUCAAAACCCUUCGAGCUGUCGAACGUAUACCCGAAACGAGACCAGGGAAUGCUCGUAUGAACGGCAUAUUCCAAAUUCCGACUUUCCAAGAAAUAAUCAAUCUAGUGAAAAGCUUACAAAUCAGCCAAAUGCGACCCAUUGGUAUCUACCCCGAAAUAAAGCACAGUACUUAUUUCAAACGAUUGAAUCUGCCAAUGGAAAAUCUCGUGGUUGAAACAUUCCGUAAGAAUGGUUAUACUGGUGCUUCAGCCCCAGUGUAUAUACAAUCCUUCGAGGUGAACAAUCUGAAAUAUUUGAAAACGAUCACAGAUCUUAAACUAUUGCAACUCUACGAAAGCAAUCCUUCCGACCAGCCUUAUGAUCAAGUUGUUGCUAGAACUGGACUUACAUACGCCGAUAUGGCAAUGCCUUAUGGACUCAAAAAAGUUGCUAAAUAUGCCACUGCCGUUGGACCUGAUAAAAGUUAUAUCAUCCCGCGUAAUCAAGACAACACUUUAGGCGAACCUACGAGUUUCGUUCAAGAUGCCCACGCGGCAGGUUUAAAAGUUCAUCCGUACACAUUCCGUGCAGAGAACACGUUCUUACCUUCAGAGUUUAGAAGUAAAAACCCUUCGAAGGCUGCUAUAGGAGAUUUAUAUGGCGAGCUGAGAGCCUUUUUCGCGACUGGAAUUGAUGGUCUAUUUACAGACCAACCAGACAAACCUAUAGCUAUAAGAGAAAACUGCAUUUAUUCCUAAAAAUAUUUCGACUCCACUGUAAAUGUAUAAGAGUAUACUUAAAUUGAAUUUUAUUAUGCUUAACCCAGUAUUUGAUAAUAACCAAAAGU
Messenger RNA from Papilio machaon (common yellow swallowtail), 1628 nucleotides. RefSeq names its product glycerophosphodiester phosphodiesterase GDPD6. The coding region runs from base 412 to 1539 and encodes 375 amino acids. Lineage: Eukaryota; Metazoa; Arthropoda; Insecta; Lepidoptera; Papilionidae. The record is from RefSeq and is a predicted model, not a curated record. Gene Ontology annotation, biological process: lipid metabolic process. Gene Ontology annotation, molecular function: glycerophosphodiester phosphodiesterase activity. Gene Ontology annotation, cellular component: periplasmic space. The transcript has 2 exons.